GUCAUGAUCGACUGGCCCAAUGUGACGGCGUCUGGCCACCGGGAGCUUGGCCUGAAACCCGAGGAGCUGCAGAAGUCCAAAUGUGUCCUGGGCUUCAUCCCUGUCAUCUACUACAGCGUUCUGCUCUGUGUGGGAGUACCAGUGAACAUCCUCACAGCAGUGGCUUUGUCCAGACUGGCCUCCCGCACCAAGAAAACUCUGUACUACUACCUGUUGGCGGUGACAGGCUCAGACAUUCUGUCCCAGCUCUUCAUCAUCUUCGUCGGCUUCCUGUUGGAGACGGCAGUUUUUCACCGCGACGUCCCCGCGCUCCUGCUGCACUCCGUCAGCGCUGCCGAGUUUGCCGCCAAUCACGCCGCUAUCUGGUCCACCGUACCCCUCACCGUGGACCGCUAUGUGGCGCUGUGCCACCCCCUCCUGCACCGCCAGAUCAGCUACCCGGCCCGGGCCAGGAAGAUCAUCGCGGUGGUCCUGGUGUUGUCGUUCAUAUCAGGCAUGCCAUUCUUCUGGUGGUCGGACAUGUGGAGGGAAAGCCACCCGCCCACAGCGCUGGACACCGUCCUCAUAUGGACUCAUGUCACCAUCAUCUACUUCCUGCCCUGCAGCAUCUUCUUGGUGCUGAACUCUCUGAUAAUCCACACGCUGAGGGUAACGCAGACGCAGCAGCGCCACCAGGAGGAGCGUGGGCGGAAGUCAGCGCCCCCUCGGCGGCUUGGGAAGACCACGGCCAUGCUGCUGGCCAUCACCUCCGCGUUCUCCGUGCUGUGGGCUCCCAGGACUGUCGUGGUCAUCUACCACCUGUACGUGUCCUCAGUUCACAGGGACUGGCGCGUCCACCUGGCCUACGACCUGUCCAACAUGCUGGCCAUGCUCAACACGGCCGUGAACUUCUUCCUCUACUGUUUCGUCAGCAAGCCCUUUCGCAGUGCCGUGCGGGACGUCGUGCUGCUCAGGGGGGGUCCGCUGUACCCUCGGCGCGCUCUGCCGCAACAGCACCCCCCCACCAACGCCUCCAUCUCCUCUCUGUACAGUGGGAACCACAAGCGCUUGCAGCGCGACUCCACCCGCUUGUCACUUCACAGGGCCAGAAAGCCCUCAUGA
Molecule: messenger RNA, 1101 nt
Organism: Chelmon rostratus (copperband butterflyfish)
Lineage: Eukaryota; Metazoa; Chordata; Actinopteri; Chaetodontiformes; Chaetodontidae
Gene: gpr142
Product: G protein-coupled receptor 142
Exons: 2
Coding region: 4-1101 (365 amino acids)
Biological process (GO): G protein-coupled receptor signaling pathway
Cellular component (GO): membrane
Molecular function (GO): G protein-coupled receptor activity
Source: RefSeq, a predicted model, not a curated record